AUGUUAAAAGGAUCGCGGUCAGAUCAGAAUGGAGGUCAAGAUAUGUUGGCCCUUACGGCCGUUGCGAAGAAGCAGAGUCAUCUUGAUAUGAGUGAUACAUCUGUUACUUCAGAGUUCAGCUCAAGGCUCAGAAUCACACACUUCACUAGACAACUCAUUGAUAGAAUGAUCACUUAUUAUAAGAAAGCUCCUGACUUGCAAGAUGAGGCUGAGAUCAGUUUUUGCCAGAGUAUGAAAUUUGAUGAUGAUGAGACAACAGAGAAACUUCAGAAUAAAGAAAAGCAGAGUUAA
This is a messenger RNA of Blastomyces dermatitidis ER-3, 291 nucleotides long. RefSeq lists its product as uncharacterized. The coding region runs from base 1 to 291 and encodes 96 amino acids. The transcript has 2 exons. NCBI's taxonomy places the organism in Eukaryota, Fungi, Ascomycota, Eurotiomycetes, Onygenales, Ajellomycetaceae. The record is from RefSeq and is a predicted model, not a curated record.